AUUGAAGACAUGUUUUUGUAGUUAAAGACAUCAAACAAAUUGUCUGCAAUUCGAGGCCUUUUCUCGUUCGACAUCUCGUCCUUCGACGCCAUCUUAAGUGACCAGAAAUACGAAGAAUCGGUGCGAAGAGAAACGCGGCGUUUGGUCUCAGAAUUGAUUCAAAAUUUAACACAAGAUUUUAGACGUAUUUAUGGCGACAAAGUAGUGGUCGCAGUGUUUCAACAACGAAGACAAUCACCUCAUUUGGUCCGCAAUACCAGAGAUACCAAGUGGUCGCAGUGUUUCAACAACGAAGACAAUCACCUCAUUUGGUCCGCAAUACCAGAGAUACCAAGAGGCGCGCAGGCGUUGCACAGCGAGUGCUCGCAAUUUGAUACACUUUUGCUGACAAACGGAGCGUUUAGUUGUAUUCAGAGUUGUAUUCAUUGA
This is a messenger RNA of Medioppia subpectinata, 429 nucleotides long. Lineage: Eukaryota; Metazoa; Arthropoda; Arachnida; Sarcoptiformes; Oppiidae. The record is from the annotation of a GenBank genome assembly.